CUGUGCAAGCUGCUCUUAAAGCAGGACCAGCAGCUGCCCAGCUUUCUCUGGUCAGGAACCCGGUGGUGGCUACUCCCGCUACAGAACCACGGUGCCCAUAAGAGUUGGAUUCAGCAGGCAGCAAGGCGCUCCUCCCUUGAAAUUACAGCUGGGGGAAGACUGCCCGUGGUUGUUUUGUUCUGCUUCUGGAUUCUUCAUAUGAGCUCCAAGGACAUCAUGAGCCAGGACUGCUAGAGACACUGGAGAGAGACCACCGCCAUCUGCCCUGCGUCUGUAGAGCGUCCAGCAUCCUGACUCCAUAUAUCAGACACUACUGUCUGAAUUGCCUUGAGUCAGAGAGUCUGAACCUGACCUUCAGCUAAGGUGGCUGUGGGCACACCUGAGGAAACAAAGUCCGGCACAAAGUUGGCAGAAGCCAUCACAGCAGCAUAGGCUCCCGAGGAAGGAGUCCAGAGACAGAGCAAGAUGAGUUCUGAGACAGGCCCUGUAGCUGUUGAUCCCACUCUGAGGAGAAGAAUUGAGCCCCAGGAGUUUGAAGUCUUCUUUGACCCUCGGGAACUUCGGAAAGAGACCUGUCUGCUGUAUGAGAUCAACUGGGGUGGAAGGCACAGUAUCUGGCGACACACGAGCCAAAACACCAGCAAACACGCUGAAAUCAAUUUCAUAGAAAAAUUUACUAGAGAAAGAUUCUGUCAUCCAAACACCAGAUGCUCCAUUACCUGGUUCCUGUCCUGGAGUCCCUGUGGGGAGUGCUCCAGGGCUAUUACAGAAUUUUUGAGCCGACACCCCCAUAUAAUUCUGUUUAUUUACAUAGCACGGCUUUAUCACCACACGGAUCAGCGAAACCGCCAAGGACUCAGGGACCUUAUUAGCAGCGGUGUGACUAUCCAGGUCAUGACGGAGCAAGAGUAUUGUUAUUGCUGGAGGAAUUUUGUCAACUACUCCCCUUCGAAUGAAACUCAUUGGCCAAGGUACCCCCAUCUGUGGGUGAGGCUGUAUGUACUGGAGCUCUACUGCAUCAUUUUAGGACUUCCACCCUGUUUAAAGAUUUUAAGAAGAAAACAACAUCAACUCACGUUUUUCACAAUUACUCUUCAAAACUGCCAUUACCAAAGGAUACCACCCCACCUCCUCUGGGCUACAGGGUUGAAAUGACUUCUGGGAGUUGGGGAUGGAUGAAAGACUCUUUGUAUGUGUACUGUCUUGACAGCAAGCAUUGAAGACCCACUAAAGAGUGACUGCCAUGAAGAAUCUAGAAACGGAGCUGGGGCUGCCAUUCAUAAGUAGCGUACUAGUUACACACACGAGGCCCUUGGUUUAAUUCCAAGAACAUCCAGAAACAAACAAACAAACAAACAAACAAACCCCUCAAAAAUGGAGAAUCUAGAAAUUGAGCCAGGAAUGGUUAUACACUCCUGUAAUGUCAGCACUUAGGAGGCAGAGGCAUCAGAUCUCUGUGAGUUCAAGGCCAGCCUGGUGUAUGUUGCAAGACUCAGGCCAGCCUUGAAUUACACAGUAAGAUCUUGUCUAAAAAAAAACACCUGCCCCCGCCCCCCGCCCCCAUCACGAAUGUAGAAAUUGAAGAGUCAGGUAAGGUGGUGCAUUCCUGCAAGCCCAGUAGUUUCGUGGUGGAGGCAGGAGAAUGACAAGUGAAAGUCAUUUAGAGCUACACAGUUAAGUUUGAAGCCAGCCUCAACAUAUAGAAAUUUAGUGUGCUAAAUCCUUCCAGGUAUGCCAGGGGCCAACAGCCAACACCUUGCCAGCUUACAUAAUACAGUCACUCAGACCAGUUCAGACCUUCCAAAGGCUAACAUGGCAUACAGCAGUCCCCGGGCACUAAAAGAAGCUUAGAGCUUAUUACCUUCUGAUAAAGUCCAACUAUACAUUUUAAUUUUAAAACUUUACUAUUUAUUUACUAUUACUAUUGUGUGUGUGGUUAUUGGCUUGUGUGUAGAUACUGUGGCACUCCUGUGGAGGUCAAAGGACAACUUUUAAAGUUCUUUCCCUCCUUCUACUAGCCAUUCUGAGGACUGAAUGUAGAUUGUCAGUUCAAAAAAGCAAAUUAUCUCCCUGCAGCUCUCUCAAUAGCCUACGUCUAUACAUGAAAAAAAAAAAACCUACCUGCAAUAAAAGAACCAUUUAUCAAU
Messenger RNA from Mastomys coucha (southern multimammate mouse), 2147 nucleotides. It is a transcript of the gene Apobec1, whose product is annotated as apolipoprotein B mRNA editing enzyme catalytic subunit 1. The record is from RefSeq and is a predicted model, not a curated record. The transcript has 8 exons. Gene Ontology annotation, biological process: cytidine to uridine editing. Gene Ontology annotation, cellular component: cytoplasm; nucleus. NCBI's taxonomy places the organism in Eukaryota, Metazoa, Chordata, Mammalia, Rodentia, Muridae. Gene Ontology annotation, molecular function: zinc ion binding; cytidine deaminase activity; RNA binding. Bases 466 to 1155 code for a protein of 229 amino acids.